AUGGUAGACAAGAGACCAACCCAGUAUCGUCCCAAAUCUGACGUAUUUCUUAUAUAGCCUAUCCAAAAAAAAGUCCCAAAGAACCCUAAAUACGAAGGAGUUACAUCUGUCAUCAAUACAGGCAAAACAAUGCGCCAGGUCGAAAUUCUAAUUACCCCUCUGCUAGCGAACAAAACCAUUUAAAAAUCCCUAUUUUUGGGGUAAAAAUCCACCCUCCAUGAGCGAAAAAAAAUUUAAUAUAUAAGUGAUAAUUAUUAUAAUUAAAUCUUUAACUAAUUAUGCUGAAUUUUUAAACAGCUUUAAAUUUAAAAAUAAAUUUACAAAUUAAAUUAAUAUUUUUCUUUCCGAUUUUUGCGAAUUUUUUAAAUUUUGAAGAAAAAAAAUUACUAUAGAAUUUCUAUAACACCCUCCAUGAGUGAACUAAAUUUUUUUGUUUGCUCACGGAGGGGAGUAAGCAACCAAACAGUUGCCAAGCGACGAGGUGAGCUCUUCAGAAGAAUUCGCUGUGGAACCCUUGCCAAACUAAUCGAAGAAUCCAGCACAAAAGAAAGCAUCUACGACUUAGCCAGAGACGGAGAAGAAGUAAAAGAAAUCGAAGACACUGCAAGUAUUUAUAGCAUGGCCGUAAGUGAAGCACCAUCUGCUUAUUCUGUAGUAACAGUAAACACCGAAGCCUUAGGCGUGAACCAAGAAACUGAAUUUGUCGUAUUAGAUUUGCGUGACGAGGACGAGUAUAAUCGAUUCCAUAUAAAAGACUCGAUCAGCUUCCCUUCCCCCAAUGUGACGAGAGACCGGAUUUUGCCACAAGUUUUCAGACUGAAAAAUCAACAAGGGAAGUUCAUUAUUGUUUACGCAUGGGACGAAAGACCAGGUGUAGAAGCUGCACAAAAGUUCUCUGAAAGGGGCUAUGAGAAUGUCUAUCUCCUUUCUGGAGGAGUCGAAGAAUUUUGCAGAUCCCACCCACAGCUAAUAGAAGGCGAAAUCCCUGACCUUCCGCCUCUAGACAAGACAAGAAGGUCUUCUUCUUACAGCUCAACUGGCUUUUCAAGAAAAUAA
Molecule: messenger RNA, 1056 nt
Organism: Blepharisma stoltei
Lineage: Eukaryota; Ciliophora; Heterotrichea; Heterotrichida; Blepharismidae
Source: the annotation of a GenBank genome assembly